AUGGCUUCUGUAAACAAAGAUAAAUUUGAUUGUCCACUACGGGAUGGAUUUGUAGUGCUGAAAAAAGAUAUCGCCUCAUUACCUCUUAAUCGACCAAUACGUGAUUUAGUAGAAUUACAAGGUUCGAUUCAAGAACUAAAUCGAUGCACUAACUGUCGUUCGGCCAAGGCUCAAUAUGCAUGUAACAAAUGUGAAAAUGAAUACUUUUGUUUAGCAUGUUAUGAAACUGUUCAUGCUCCUCCAGUAAUGCACAAACAUCAACGUCUUUCCAGUGAUCAAAAAUCAUCGGAAACUAUUCCAUGUAUUGCACAUCCUAAAAAGCCACUGGAAUAUUGGUGUCUCAUAUGUUCGACAUUUAUAUGUGUUGAUUGUCUUUUAUUUCAACAUGAAGAUCACAGUUAUGUUUUGUUUGAUGAUGUGAUACAAGGAUUAAAAAUCAAGAUAAAUAUUGAUUUACAAAGUAUUGAAUCCUCUUUAAAGUAUAAAAUCAAUCAAGCAGAAAUAUUAUUAAAUGCAAUUGAUAAUAAUAGUAAACUUAGUCGACAAAAGAUGACUGAAACUAUGGCAGAAAUGCGUCGAAUUAUUGAUGAACAUGAGAAAGAUAUGUUACAAAAGAUUUUGAAUACUGAAAAAGAACAGAAAAAACGACUUGAAAAUUAUAAAAUGCCAUUAAUGAAUGAACUUCAACGUUUGAAUAUACGAAAAGUGUCAUUCGCAAUGCUUUCAUCAAUUAGAAAUCAUACAAAAUUAUUAGAAGCCAAACAAGGAUUUGAUGAUUAUGUGAACGAAACAAAUGAAACAUUAAAAUCAUUGCAAACGCCAACUGUAACUGAAUAUUUUUUAGAAGGAAUCAACAAAUUUCCAAGUUUAAAAGAAAAAAUUCUUCAAUGUGGAAGAUAUGUUGAAGUUCCACUAUAUCGCAAUCUGCAACUUGAAGAAUUCAUUACUGAUAAUCGAAGAAACCAAGAACUUGAUUUAAAGUUUAGAGAUUUGACCGAUUCAGAUAUGAUGAUUGUGGCUGAUGUGUUACGACAAAACACGGCCCUCACUGAACUAUAUAUCGCAAAUAAUCAAAUCGGACAACAAGGAGCUCAACACAUUGCUGAAGCUCUUAAAACUAACAAAGUGCUCAUUGUACUCAGUCUCAAUGGAAAUGAAAUUGGACAACAAGGAGCUCAAUAUAUUGCUGAAGCUCUCAAAACUAAUAAAACACUCAUCACACUCGGUCUCACCGAAAACCAAAUAGGACAACAAGGAGCUCAAUAUAUUGCUGAAGCUCUAAAAGCUAACAAAACGCUCAUCAAACUGGGCCUCACCGAAAAUCAAAUCGGACAACAAGGAGUUCAACAUAUUACUGAAGCUCUAAAAACUAACAAAUCAACUAUUAUAAAUAGAUAA
Rotaria sordida is the source of this 1398-nucleotide messenger RNA. Lineage: Eukaryota; Metazoa; Rotifera; Eurotatoria; Philodinida; Philodinidae. The record is from the annotation of a GenBank genome assembly.